This is a messenger RNA of Passer montanus (Eurasian tree sparrow), 459 nucleotides long. It is a transcript of the gene POLR3G, whose product is annotated as RNA polymerase III subunit G. The record is from RefSeq and is a predicted model, not a curated record. Gene Ontology annotation, biological process: transcription by RNA polymerase III; cell population proliferation. NCBI's taxonomy places the organism in Eukaryota, Metazoa, Chordata, Aves, Passeriformes, Passeridae. Gene Ontology annotation, cellular component: RNA polymerase III complex.
AUGGCUGGGUCGGGUAGAGGAAGAGGACAUUCUUCAUUUGCCUUCAACAUGUAGGCUAUUGGCUUUGGUAAAGGUGCAGCUCCACCUGAUAUCAUCUGUAAGCCUCCACCACCAUUUCCAAGUAUGGACAAUAAGCCAACACCUCUGAAAAUAGAAGAUGAAGAUUACUUGUUGGACUUAAAACAAGAUCUUAGAGAUACUACGAAAAAAAUGCCAUACUUCUUGACAGCUUUGAAUGUAACACUCCUUAUUGUCCAGUUGUUGUGUACUAAAGCCAUGUAUGAAAUGGACCAGCACUCAAAACCAAAAACCUCUGAGCCUAAAAGAAAUCUGGAUGUCAUUAAAAGAAUUGAGGCACUAGAAAAGAAGGAUGAGGAAAAGACAAAACACAAAGAAGGUGAAGAUGAUGAAGAAGCAGAAGAACCAGAGGAAUAUGAUGAAGAGCAUGAAGAGGUAUAA